Otolemur garnettii (small-eared galago) is the source of this 927-nucleotide messenger RNA. It is a transcript of the gene RNF148, whose product is annotated as ring finger protein 148. The record is from RefSeq and is a predicted model, not a curated record. Bases 16 to 927 code for a protein of 303 amino acids. The transcript has a single exon. NCBI's taxonomy places the organism in Eukaryota, Metazoa, Chordata, Mammalia, Primates, Galagidae.
UAGGCAAAUGGAGGGAUGAACCUACGUAGAAUCACUCCUUCAACUCAUAGUUGUGUUUCAUCUCAACUAUUAAGGCUUAGCGUCGUUCUACUGCUCAGCCUUCAUGACUCAAGAGGAAAAGCCAUUUGGACCGCGCACCUGAAUAUAACAUUUCAGGUGGGAAAUCGGAUUAUAUCAGAAUUAGGAGAGAGUGGAGUGUUCGGGAAUCAUUCUCCUCUGGAAAGGGUGUCUGGUGCGCUGGUACUUCCUGAAGGAUGGAAUCAGAAUGCGUGUAAUCCUCUGACCAAUUUCAGCAGGCCUGAACAGGCAGACUCGUGGCUGGCACUCAUUGAACGGGGAGGCUGUACUUUUACACAUAAGAUCAACGUGGCAGCAGAGAAGGGAGCGAAUGGGGUGAUCAUCUAUAAUUAUCCAGGGACAGGCAACAAGGUCUUUCCCAUGUCUCACCAGGGGACAGAAAACAUAGUCGCUGUGAUGAUAGGCAACCUGAAAGGCAUGGAACUUUUGCACUUGAUUCAGAAAGGAGUCUAUGUGACGAUCAUCAUCGAAGUGGGGAGAAUGCACAUGCCCUGGCUCAGCCAUUACGUCAUGUCUCUGUUCACCUUCCUGGCGGCCACCGUUGCCUACCUGUUCCUGUACUGUGCCUGGAGACCUAGAGCGCCCAAUUCUUCCACCCGGAGGCGAAGACAGACAAAGGCAGAUGUGAAGAAAGCCAUUGGUCAGCUUCAACUGCGAGUGCUCACAGAAGGAGACAAGGAACUCGAUCCAGAUGAAGAUAAUUGUGUUGUUUGCUUUGACAUAUACAAGCCCCAAGAUGUAGUACGUAUUUUAACUUGCAAACAUUUUUUCCAUAAGGCAUGCAUUGACCCCUGGCUUUUAGCCCAUAGGACAUGCCCCAUGUGCAAGUGUGACAUUCUGAAAACUUAA